This is a messenger RNA of Brettanomyces bruxellensis, 1221 nucleotides long. RefSeq lists its product as uncharacterized. Gene Ontology annotation, molecular function: monoatomic cation transmembrane transporter activity. The record is from RefSeq and is a predicted model, not a curated record. Lineage: Eukaryota; Fungi; Ascomycota; Pichiomycetes; Pichiales; Pichiaceae. Gene Ontology annotation, biological process: monoatomic cation transport; transmembrane transport. Bases 1 to 1221 code for a protein of 406 amino acids. Gene Ontology annotation, cellular component: membrane. The transcript has a single exon.
AUGAGUCAGAUUAUGGAUCACGGGUAUCAUUCCCAUUCACAUGGGAGUUCUGCACAUUCGCAUUCUCAUUCUCAUUCUCACAUUUCUUCACAGGAAGCAGUUAAGCUAUAUGAUCCAAAGAAACUUGCGAACAAAGGUGUCCGUAUAACUUGGAUUGGAUUCUGUGUCAAUUUUGUGAUGGCAGUGGCAAAACUUAUUGGGGGUGUUGUAUUCCACUCCCAAUCUUUAGUUGCAGACUCUGUUCAUUCCUUUAGCGAUUUAAUUUCAGAUGUUCUUACAUUAUCUACGGUUAAAUACACAACUAAGAAGCCCAACGAGUCAUACCCGCUAGGAUACGGUAAGGUUGAGACGUUUGGAUCCUUGAUGGUGUCAGCAAUUUUACUUUAUGCCGGUUUGGAGAUCGGAUUCGGUUCUCUUUUCAGUAUUAUCGGUCCUUAUCUUAGUACUGCAACUGCCAAGGUUAUGCAUGCUCUUCCAUUUCACGAUCAUAGUACAGGUCUGGAUGAUCUGGGUAGCUCGGCUGUUGCAGAUUCGUUGCAAACUGCAGACAUAAAUGCAGCUUGGCUUGCACUUGGUUCAAUCAUUGCUAAAGAAUGGCUUUUCAGAGCUACAAAGAAAGUUGGAGAGGAAAUGAAUUCUAAAGUUUUGAUUGCGAACGCCUGGCAUCACAGAGUGGAUUCAAUGACAUCUGUUGUCGCUAUGGUUACUAUAUCUGCAGGCUACUUCCUCAAUAUAUACUGGAUGGAUUCGGUUGGUGGUUUGAUAGUGGCUUUGUUGGUUACCCGAGUUGGAAUUUCAGGCUUUUUCCAGUCAUUUAAAGAACUCAUCGACAAAGCAAUGCCAAGGGAUGACAGAAGGUAUAUGGAUAUUGAGGAUGCGAUUAAUGUGCAUUUGAUGAAUAUGGACAGGAACAUUUUAAUUAAACAGUUGGAUGUCAUGCCAUCAGGCACAAACAUGAAUGUCGUCCUUAAGCUUGGUGUCAGCGAGUUCAACAACAAGUAUGAAAACCAGUUGACAUUGAACAAGAUGGGAAGUAUCGCUGAAGUUUUAAGGGGAACAAUUAUCAAGGAUUUCCACAACGUGAAGAACAUGUCUGUCCAGUUCAUUUCAAAUGAUGAAGUUGAAGAGAUUCCCGAAGACAACAGGAAGGAAAAUGAGAUAAGGGAGAAGAGUAUGGAGUUGGAGAAGGAGCACAAGGGAAAGGAGACGAAGGAGGAUUGA